CUCACCUCGCUUCCCCUCCCCUCCUCUCCUUUUUCCCCCGCCUACCAAAUUGAUAGCCCACCUCACCUCACCUCCGCACCCGCUGUUUCGUGCACCGCACUUCACCCCCCACCUACCUCCCCCCCUCAAAAACUAUCCGCCUCCGCCCGCCGACGAGCGCGGUCGGUCGAUUCGGUUCGAGCCGGCCGGAGCUCGGAGGGGCGGAGCCCAGAUCCGGGUGCCGGCGGCGAUGAUGAAGUCGCUGCUGCCGCAGAGCCAGCUGCGGCGCUCGUCGGCGCGGCCGUCGGGGGCCGCCGCCGCCGCGGGCGGAGACGGGGCCGCGGCCGACGGCGGCGGGGCCGGGGCGCGGGCGCCCGCCUCGUCCACCUUCUGGUUCCUGCUCCACGCGCUCUGCUGCCUCAUCUCGCUCUUCCUCGGAUUCCGCUUCUCGCGGCUCCUCUUCUUCCUGCUCUUCUCCACCACCGCGCUCUACCACUCCACCACCUCCUCCUCCGCCGCCGCGGUCCUGCGCGCCACCACGACGACCACAACCACCACGACCACGACGACCACCACCACCAACACCUUCACGCUCUCCUUCGCCGCCGCGAACCCACCGCCCUCCAACCCCGCCAACCGCACCGCGCUGGAGGCGGCAGCGGCGGCGGACAAGGGCGCGACCUCCGGGAACCCCCAGAGCCACGUGGUGGUGGGGCGGCACGGGAUUCGGAUCCGCCCGUGGCCGCACCCGGACCCCGUCGAGGUGAUGCGGGCGCACCGGAUCAUGGAGCGCGUGCAGGAGGAGCAGCGCCGCUGGUACGGCGUCAAGGAGCCGAGGCAGGUGCUCGUCGUCACGCCGACCUACUCCCGCGCGUUCCAGGCGCUCCACCUCACCGGCCUACUCCACUCCCUCCGCAACGUGCCGUACCCGCUUACCUGGAUCGUGGUCGAGGCGGGCGGCACCACCAACGCCACGGCGUCCCUGCUUGCGCGCUCUGGCCUCACCUUCGUCCACAUCCCCUUCCCUGACCGCAUGCCCCAUGUCUGGGCAGACCGCCAUGCUACUGAGAACCGGAUGCGCCUCCAUGCCCUACGGGCGAUUCGAGAGAGGAAGAUGGAUGGCGUAGUUGUAUUUGCAGAUGACAGCAAUGUUCAUAGCAUGGAGCUCUUUGAUGAGGUGCAGAAGGUCCAGUGGAUGGGUGCUGUAUCCGUUGGAAUCCUAGCACAUACUGGAGCGGCAGACCAACCACGCCUCAGCAAGGAGGACAAGCAGAACAUGCCUCUUCCAGUCCAGGGCCCUGCUUGCAACUCCUCGGGGCAUCUGGCUGGAUGGCACACGUUUAACUCAUUGCCGUUUUCUGGGAAGACUGCCACAGUGGUUGGUGAGGCAGCCCCUGUUCUGCCCAGGGGUUUGGAGUGGGCUGGCUUUGUGUUGAACUCGAGAAUGCUGUGGAAGGAGGCAGAGGGCAAGCCUGACUGGGUGAAGGAUCUUGAUGCUGUUGGUGAGAAUGGAGAGGAGAUUGAGAACCCACUUACUCUAUUGAAUGAUCCGUCCUCUGUUGAACCACUGGGGAACUGUGGGAAGAAGGUCCUACUGUGGUGGCUCCGUGUGGAAGCUCGGGCUGAUAGCAAGUUUCCUCAGGGGUGGGUGAUUGAGCCACCUUUGGACAUUGUCGUUCCUGCAAAACGCACCCCAUGGCCUGAAACCACCACCGAGCUUCCAUCCGAGUUGUUGGAUGACAAGCAAGACCAGGAAGAUAGGCGGCUGUCAAGAGCGAACAAAUCAUCUCGGCCCCGAAGCACCACGGAACGGAAGGGUGACCUUCAAGGGCAAGAGAACUGAUGCAAAUUGUACUGGCCUUAUAAUGUAUAUCUCUUACACCUGCAAACACAGUAGGAAGCAUAUCCGGUUAAUCUGGUGGUGGUUGUGUUUAUUUUUUCUGAUGUUUUUGCUCAUGUGGCGAUGGCCCGUACUUCUGUAGAAUGGGCACUUUUUUCUGUAGUUGUAUCUGUUGUGUUGUAAUGUACACUGCAUUGGAAACUGAGAUGGUGGCUGAAUUAUGGGAAGUCGUCUAUGCUUCUGAAGAAAGGAUUCAAA
Panicum virgatum (switchgrass) is the source of this 2077-nucleotide messenger RNA. Its product is annotated as probable beta-1,4-xylosyltransferase IRX14. The transcript is spliced from 3 exons. The record is from RefSeq and is a predicted model, not a curated record. Gene Ontology annotation, molecular function: xylosyltransferase activity; galactosylgalactosylxylosylprotein 3-beta-glucuronosyltransferase activity. Gene Ontology annotation, cellular component: Golgi membrane. Lineage: Eukaryota; Viridiplantae; Streptophyta; Magnoliopsida; Poales; Poaceae. The coding region runs from base 230 to 1822 and encodes 530 amino acids. Gene Ontology annotation, biological process: plant-type secondary cell wall biogenesis; glucuronoxylan biosynthetic process.